GAAAAUAUUUCCUAAGCCACAUGCAUAUUUUUUAAGUCACACAAAUAGAUAAAGUCUUUUCUAUUAUUAUUUUUAAACUGACACUUUCUAUAAAAACCCUCUGUACUUUCCCCCCCUCUCUGCUACCUCCAAGAUGGUAGGAAAGUUGUUGUUUUGGAGGGCAGAGGAGCUGCUCUCUGAUGUUAUGUCCUCUCAGUGCCUGUAGUGGUGCUGUAGGAGGCUGCUGGCUCUCUUCUUGAGCAGCCCCAGCAGCCCUGCCUUCUUUGCUGGAGAAUAUAUUCAGGGAUUCCCCUUAAUAAUCACCUACCCUCUGAGCACUUUGUACUUUUAAAAUAAUAAAAAGCCCCCCAAAGCUUUCUCCCCCACAAAAGCAGGAUCUCCUCAGAGCCAGGGGGGCAGCAGCUGCUCAGCACAGAGCCCGAGCCCAUUCCCGGUCCCUCUGCUGGGGAGGAAACUCUGAUCUGUCAGCCCAGCAGAGGGAAAGGGGGGAGAGGCGAGAGAGGAGAAAAAAAAAGCAGCUGGAAAGUGCCUAGGAGCCCUGUUCAUGGACCAGGACCCCAUUGUGCUAGGCGCUGUAGAAACACAACAGAAAGAUGGUCCCUGCCCCCAAAAGCUUACAGUCUAACUAUGACAAGAGACAACAGAUGGAUACAGACAGACUGGGAAGUACAAGGAAACAAUAGAUCUCCAAUCCAUUCUGAUGGGAUAUAUUCUGACAAUCUGCUUCAUCUGACUCGUCAUCAUUCCAGGAUAGUGGUCUCCUUGGGGCUCUCUCCUAACACUGAUAUGGUACAGAAGAUUUAAAAUCAGCUGAUGUUCACAAGGAAUAGAGUCACGUGAUGUAUGAAGGCAAACACAUACACUUCUCUGAGGUUGACAAUAAGCCCUUGUGCUCAUAUAGCCCCAAACUGUGCAAGCAGAGGCGACUUAACGGCUACGCCUUCUGUAUCAGACACGUUCUGGAGGACAAGACUGCCCCCUUCAAGCAAUGUGAAUAUGUGGCCAAGUAUAACAGCCAACGCUGCACCAACCCUAUCCCCAAAUCUGAGGACCGUAGGUACUGCAACAGCCACCUACAGGUACUUGGCUUUAUACCUAAAAAGGAGAGGAAGAAAAAGAAUGAUCCAAUAGAGGAAGUGAAGGUCAGGCACCAGAUGGAUGCUAUGGCCUUCAGUCUGACAGUGCCCACACUGGCCUUGAAGAUGUCCAAUGGACUGGAUGGGAUGUCCCUCUCUCCACCAGGGGCUAGGCUUCCUCUCCACUACCUGGAAGCAGAGUUAGAAGAUCCCUUUGCUUUCAAUGAGGAGGAGGAUGACUUAAAGAAAGGGGCAACGGUGAGGAAAAAGUUGCAGAGCAAGUUGGCCCAAAACCGGCAGCGCCAGAGAGAAACCGAGAUUUUAAAAGUUCACCAAGAGCACUUUAGCCCCCUUCCUGCACCUUUGCAGCAGCAGCCACUGCAGCAGCACUCCCAUCUGCCACCUUUAUCAACUUCUUUAAAGCCUACAGGGCUACCGCAGGGCUUAGUCUGCAAGUCGCCUCAACCUCAGAACACCAGCCUACCAAUGCAGGGAGUGGCACCCACCACACACACUAUAGCACAAGCAAGGCAGAUGUCUAACAAGAGACCCCUGCCUCUCCUGCCACCCACCAGGGCUCCUGUCAUGGACCCACCAAGGACUGAUCGGGUCCUCAUGAAAGCCACAGCCUUCUCUCCACACUCAUCCUGCAUGAGCCGGCUACAGAGACUGGUGAAACUGUGCACUCGAAAACAGCAGCUGGAAACUGAUCUGUUUCCACAUUUAGGGCUGGACUGGUCUGAAGACAGUGGAGAAGAGUUGGAGGAUUCAGAGCAAACUUCACCAUACCAGGUUGCAUGGUCUAUACGGGAAACUCUCAGAUAUGAAAGACAUGAGUCAGAUGAUGAUGAUGCAGAUAGCAGGAGUUCCAGGGUGACCCAACUUUGCACUUACUUUCAGCAGAAAUAUAAGCACCUCUGCCGCCUGGAGCGGGCAGAAUCUCGUCAGAAGAAAUGCCGGCAUACGCUCCGGAAAGCUUUGCUGCAUGCGGCCAGCAGAGAGCCGGAAUGUGCUGGGCAACUGAUACAGGAACUCCGAAGAGCUACAUGCACUUGGACCAGCACAAGCCAAGCCAAGCAGAGAGGUGCAGAACCAACAACAUGUAGUGGAACUGUGAAGGGUGAACAGUGCACUAACAAAGCCCUUCCAUUCACCAGGCAUUGUUUUCAACAUAUCCUAUUGAACCAUUCUCAGCAGCUCUUCUCAAGUUGCACAGCCAAGUUUGCAGAUGGGCAGCAGUGCUCCGUGCCAGUUUUUGACAUUACACAUCAGACACCUCUGUGCGAAGAACAUGCCAAAAAAAUGGAUAAUUUCUUGAGAGGGGACAGCUCCCGUAAAGUUCAGCACCAGCAGCAGAGGAAACCCAGGAAAAAAACGAAGCCACCUGCACUUACCAAAAAACACAAGAAGAAAAGAAGGAGGGGACCACGUAGGCCCCAGAAACCUAUUCCUCCUGCAGUGCCCCAAGGGAACCUCAGCAUGCCCACCAGCAUCUCACUGCCAGUGGAGAUCUCCCACAUACGGAGCCCCUCCACGCCGGAGUUGAGUACAGAUGAGCUGCCCGAUGACAUCGCCAAUGAAAUCACAGACAUUCCACAUGACUUGGAAUUGAAUCAGGAGGACUUUUCUGAUGUCCUACCACGGCUGCCUGAUGACUUGCAAGAUUUUGAUUUCUUUGAAGGUAAAAAUGGAGACCUCCUUCCUACUACCGAAGAGGCGGAGGAACUGGAACGGGCUCUGCAGGCUGUAACUUCUCUUGAGUGCCUGAGUACCAUUGGAGUACUUACACAGACAGACGGUGUGCCAGUUCAGGAGCUAUCAGAUAGAGGGAUAGGGGUGUUCACCACAGGUGCUGGAGCUCCAGGAAUGCAGUCCUUGAGCAGAGAGGUUAACACGGACCUGGGGGAGCUGUUGAAUGGGCGUAUAGUACAUGAUAAUUUCUCCAGUCUGGAGCUGGAUGAGAACUUGCUCCGUUCUGCUACCUUGUCUAACCCACCUACGCCCCUGGCAGGGCAGAUCCAGGGGCAAUUCUCUGCCCCAGCCAACGUCAGCCUUACUUCUGCCACUCUGAUAAGCCAGAGUGGACUUGGGGAGAGAGCCUUCCCAGGACAGUUUCAUGGACUUCAUGAUGGCAGCCAUGCCUCCCAGAGGCCACACUCUGCCCAGCUGCUGAGCAAGGCAGAUGACCUAAUCACCUCACGACAGCAAUACAGCAGUGACCAUUCGCACUCCUCACCCCAUGGAAGCCAUUACGAUAGUGAGCAUGUGCCGUCUCCCUACAGCGACCAUAUCACAUCCCCCCAUGCCACAUCCUAUUCUGGUGAUAACUUGGCAGCUACCUUCUCAGCAGAGAUGCCCAUUAUGGCACAGCACUUGCUCCCACCGCAGCUGGAGGUGCCACUUAGCGGGGUGGUGAACCCCAGAACUCACUGGGGAAAUCUCCCUGUCAAUCUUGGUGACCCCUCUCCGUUUAGCAACCUUCUUGGUGCCGAUGGACACCUUCUUUCCACCUCCCUGUCCACACCACCUACCACCUCGCACUCAGAGACCACACAGCCUGCCUUCGCCACUGUGACCCCCAACAGCUCCAGUGUGCUUCCGGGGUUACCGCAGACCAGUUUUAGUGGCAUGGGUCCUGCCUCUGCUGAACUAAUGGCCUCCACUUCCCCCAAACAGCAACUCCCUCAGUUCAGCGCAGCCUUUGGCCAUCAGCUGAGCUCACACAGUGGCAUUCCUAAGGACCUGCAGCCCAGCCACAGCUCCAUAGCUCCUCCCACAGGCUUCACAGUAACAGGUGCCACCGCUACUAGUACCAAUAAUGCAUCUGCUCCCUUCACCACCUCUAACUGAGCUGAUCUGUCUGUAUUUGCAGGCAGAUGGGGACCCUGUGUUUUCUAUCUUAUUUUUCCUCUUUAUUGUCCUCCCCUUCCUUUGAAGAGGAUUUUUUUGUUUUGUUUUGUUUUUUUAAAAAGGGGGGGUUAAAAAUAAACCUCCUGCUUCCGUACAGACCAGGGUGGCCCCUCCGUGAACCUUGCUCUAGUGUUCACAUGUGCUGUUUAUGCACUGGUGCUCAUUUAUUACUGGCAGGUUCACCAUACCCCAAAAAUGUCCUUAAGGAUACAGCACAGUUACUGGUUGUAAUUGACCUUAGCAGUAAGACCUAGAAAUGGGACGAUACCUCAAAUUACCAAUGCACGUUACUGUUUCCUAGGGUUCAGAUCAGUGCUUUCCAUCCCAUUAGCAUGUCAUGUAGGAAGUUUUUAUAGUGGGGAAAAGUCUCUUGGUUUAAAAAAAAAAAAAAGGUAGCAUCUGGGCAUGGAAAGUUGGCUCCACACUCGGGUUUGGUAAUGGUUCACCGAAGCACUCAAGACCAUGGUUCAAUUAUUCAUUUGACAACUCCUUAAAAAUAGUCUUUUGACCUCCUCUGUGGGCGUGUGUGUGUUUGGGGGAGCAGCAGUUCCUUGUCAUCUGCUGCUGAGACAACAG
This is a messenger RNA of Emys orbicularis (European pond turtle), 4562 nucleotides long. It is a transcript of the gene INO80D, whose product is annotated as INO80 complex subunit D. Gene Ontology annotation, cellular component: nucleus. The record is from RefSeq and is a predicted model, not a curated record. Bases 840 to 3926 code for a protein of 1028 amino acids. The transcript is spliced from 12 exons. Lineage: Eukaryota; Metazoa; Chordata; Testudines; Emydidae.